This is a messenger RNA of Populus nigra (black poplar), 2212 nucleotides long. Its product is annotated as probable methyltransferase PMT15. Gene Ontology annotation, cellular component: cytoplasm; trans-Golgi network; endosome. NCBI's taxonomy places the organism in Eukaryota, Viridiplantae, Streptophyta, Magnoliopsida, Malpighiales, Salicaceae. The transcript has 7 exons. Gene Ontology annotation, molecular function: methyltransferase activity. Bases 206 to 2074 code for a protein of 622 amino acids. The record is from RefSeq and is a predicted model, not a curated record.
UUGGUCCUCCAUAGACCUCCCCCUAAUCCCACCUCUUGAAACGUUUACUCGUCGUUACUCUCACGUUGAAUCUUCCCCUAUCCCUCUCUACAAAAUACAACUCAUAGUAAAAAUUGAAUAUAUUCACAGACACACACACACACACCCCUCCUUGAUAUCUCUUGCAAUUGAGGGGCUGGUUUUGUUUUGUCUGGUUUCAGUUUCAAUGGCAAUAUUAUCUCCUUCUUAUCUCACAUUCAAAGCCAAGAAACUCAAUCUCUACAAAAUCACAAUAAACAUAAUCCUAUGUACAGUCUUUUAUUUGGCAGGUUUUUAUCAAAACUCUCGUGGCACUAUCUCUAUUAACACAACAUCAUCAUCCUCAAGCACAGCUUUCAGAUGCGCCCCCACAAAUCACAGCACCACAACGCUAGAUUUUGCAGCACGCCACUUUGCUCAAGACCCAAAACCUCCGGUGGCGCGUGAGCAUCACUUCCCGCCAUGUGACCCUAAGUACAGUGAGUACACCCCAUGUGAGGACGUUAAACGUUCGUUAAGAUUUGAUAGGGAUAGACUUGUAUACAGGGAGAGACACUGCCCGGAGAGCCAUGAGAUCUUGAAGUGUCGUGUACCGCCUCCGUAUGGUUAUAAGGUGCCUUUUAGCUGGCCGGAGAGUAGAGAAUUGGCAUGGUAUGCUAAUGUGCCACAUAAAGAUUUGACGGUUGAGAAGAAGAAUCAGAAUUGGGUCCGCGUAGAAGGAGAGCGGCUCAGGUUCCCGGGUGGUGGAACCAUGUUUCCUCGCGGUGCUGAUGCUUAUAUUGAUGACAUAGGGAAGCUGAUAAAUCUCAAAGAUGGGUCAAUAAGGACUGCCAUCGAUACUGGUUGCGGGGUUGCAAGCUGGGGAGCUUACCUUCUCUCAAGGAAUAUUCUAACAGUGUCAUUUGCACCAAGAGACACCCAUGUGUCUCAGGUGCAAUUUGCUCUUGAACGUGGAGUCCCUGCGUUGAUUGGAAUUAUUGCCUCCAUUAGGCUACCUUACCCUUCAAGAUCCUUCGACAUGGCUCAUUGCUCUCGCUGCCUCGUUCCCUGGGGCCAAUAUGACGGACAAUACCUUAUUGAGAUUGAUAGAAUUCUACGUCCGGGUGGAUACUGGAUUCUGUCGGGGCCGCCGAUUAACUGGGAAACUCACUGGAAGGGCUGGAACAGAACACGUAAAGAUCUUCGAGCAGAGCAAUCUCAGAUUGAGAGAGUAGCCAAGAGCCUGUGCUGGAGAAAACUGGUUCAAAGGAAUGAUAUUGCUAUCUGGCAAAAACCCACCAAUCACGUCCAUUGCAAAGUUAACAGGAAGGUGUUCAAACGCCCACUCUUUUGCAAGUCACAAAAUCCUGAUAUGGCAUGGUACACCAAGAUGGAGACUUGUUUGACACCGCUGCCUGAAGUGGCUAGCAUUAGAGAUAUAGCUGGUGGGCAGCUAGGAAAAUGGCCUGAGAGGUUGAACGCGAUCCCUCCUAGGAUUAGUAGUGGAAGUUUGGAGGGACUUACAGCAAAUAGUUUCGUAGAAAAUUCAGAGUUAUGGAAGAAAAGAGUAGCAUAUUACAAGAAGAUCGACUACCAGCUAGCGAAGACUGGGCGGUACCGUAACUUGCUCGAUAUGAACGCCCAUUUAGGGGGCUUUGCAGCUGCUCUUGUUGAUGAUCCAGUGUGGGUUAUGAAUGUUGUCCCUGUCCAGGCAAAGAUGAAUACUUUGGGGGUCAUUUUCCAGCGUGGCCUCAUUGGAACGUAUCAAAAUUGGUGCGAAGCCAUGUCUACUUACCCAAGGACUUACGAUUUUAUUCACGCUGAUUCUCUUUUCAGCCUCUACGAGAAUAGAUGUGGUGUGGAAGAUAUUCUGCUAGAAAUGGAUAGGAUCUUGAGGCCGGAAGGCAGUGUUAUUAUCAGAGACGACGUCGAUAUCUUGCUGAAUGUCAAGGCUAUCAUGGAUGCGAUGCAAUGGGAUGGCAGAAUUACAGACCAUGAAAGUAGCCCUCACGAGAGGGAGAAGAUUCUUUUUGCAAACAAAAAGUAUUGGACAGCACCACGUCCAGACCAAGAUUAAGGAGGGGUUGCUGCUUUGAGAUGGAAUUUUUAUUUUAUUUUUUUGGAGUUUUUAAAAUUUAUAAUCAGAAACAUUCUUUACACCCUUGUGGCUUAUAUAUAUAUUAUACGUUCAUCAAGAGAACGCUUUUUUCCUGUU